GUGUGGGCAGCAGGGAUGCAUUUAAAAUGCCCCCAUUUUUUGACUUAAACCAAUCCGCGUAGAAAGCCGUUCCCCGCAAACUCUUGAAUCCGCGGCAGCGUGGAUCUGACAGUGCACUGUCACACGUCCCUCAGCGAAUGUCUCGAUCAAAUUGCAAUCGAUCACCGGGCUUAUUUUAUUACUAAAGCCACCCCCACUUAAUUCUACACGGGAGAUUUUUUUUUAUUUUUUUUUUUUCCCUCAGUGUGCGCGAGCCAAAUUCUCAACCAAGAGACAGCACGUGCUUCUCACAAUACCCGCGCUUUUAGUUUACAUUUCGCAUCCCCUUCAUGUGCGCACCGGUUCUAAACGCAUUGUUCUUGAUAAGCGCGCAUUGGUGAGCGCGAGACACUGACCGCAAGGACAGAAGGUGCUUAAGACUCCGUUCGGGACUCACACGCACACACACACACACGAUGAGCGCGCGCGGUGAGGAAGCCGCCGGCGAAGCUUCAGGAUCGCAGGAGCAAACCGAGCCCGAGCCUGCCCCUGCCGAGCCAAAGAAGAGGGGACCGGGCAGACCCAGGAAGCCGCAACAGGAACCCACAGGAGAGCCUGUCCCCAAACGACCGAGGGGACGCCCCAAAGGAAGCAAGAACAAGGGCCCCUCCAAAGCAGCGCAGAAGAAAGCUGAGACCACAGGGGAGAAAAGACCUAGAGGAAGACCCAGGAAAUGGCCACAGCAAGUGGUCCAGGAAAAGCCCGCUCAGGAAGAAGAAGAGGAGGAGGCGGAGCAAGAAGAGGACUAAGCAACCACAGGAUUUUACCUCUACCUCAUCCAGCUGUCAGCUCUCUCCAAGGGAAAAGACUGCCUUGACCACUUAUUAUUGACUUCCCACUUUCGUUUUGAUCAUUUUCGUUUGUUUAUUUUUUUUUUUUUUUUUUCCUCAUUGGUUUAUUUGGGUUUGGUUUCGUUUUGUGAUCAACACACACAACACCUCAGAGCGUAACCCGAAAAAAAAGACGCAAAUGCAAACAAACAUCUUGCAGAUGACAAUUGGAGCCGCCUUGCUGUUUCCACUUCCCACAAAACUGCUGUAAGCACAAAGGUGCAGGGGUUAAACACACAAUAUGUGCUGCAGUGGUUCUUUGCGCCACACACACACGCACACACACACACACACACACACACAUACACACACACUCUCUUGUUGACUGAUUUUCCAGGCUACAUUGGUAAAGAAGAAGGUGAAACUGUCUGGUUUUGUCAUUCAGCAUGUGGUGCUUCUUAUAUCUGGGUGGAGCUUUAAAUAGACACACCCCUUCACACAAGAACCUCCCCCCUCUACAGUACCGAACCACCAAAGACCAUUAACCUUCUCUGUCCACUUCAUUUGGAUGUUUUGACCAAAAUGACAGUGAGCAAACACAGCCUAUUAGUUACUACAAUUGAAAUUUUUCCAAGUGGAUUCCUUAAAAUGAAUAUUCUGUCAUUAUUUGCCCAGCCAAAACCCCUUUGAAGUUGUUUCUUCUGUAGAACACGAAAAAGACAUUUCGAAGAAUCUCGUGAGCUGGUCUUUUUGGCCAAGGUUGACCACGGUUGUUGAGGAUUAUUUCCGCUUAAAUUUAUUUGCUGUCAUGUGGUUCACGUCGCACCUAAAAUGCGUGGAAAAUUAUAGGCGUGCCGCUUUCUGCUUUUUUCCAAAGCGUUUGGGCACUUGCUCUCAGAAGGCAUCUGCCGUUGCUAAGCAACCAAGACCUGCGCUCUCCAUGAAAAAGCUUCGGCAAAGAAUAAAUGGAUUUCCAGCAAUAAAAAUCGCUUUCAGUAGCUUUGCUACUAUUUUUAUUUAAAAAUGGCUAUCUUGCACAGCUGUUUCCUGAUCUUGGCUGAGCUUUCAUUGUUUUUACGGGAAAGGAUGAAGCUGAUUGGUUGGCUCUUGUCACAUGACCCGCGGCAUGCUCGCUGCAUUCUGAACAGUUUAAAGGUUUUUUCUCGAUGUGGCAUCUGGAAAAAAUGAGCGAGUUGCACCAUGUGCACAUUGUUUGAAACAUCUGAGAUUUUACUUUUUACAUUUGAAAUAAUGAACUUGAGCACGCAAAAAAAACGCAAAAUGUGGAGGGCCCCUUAUAGUGCUCUUUGGCUCUUGCUCACCAUUCACUUACAAAAUGAGUAGAGGAGCAACUUGAACAUUCUUCCAAACAUCUGUUUUUAUGUUUUACAGAAGAAAGUAAGUUUAAAACAUGCAAAUAACGACAGAAUGUUUAUUUUCUGGUAAAUUAUCCCCUUUACUAUCAUAUCCAUGUCCAUUGUGUCCUUGGUGGUGAUUUUCUCCCAAACUGAUAACCGUGAACAUUGAGUGUCUCAUCGGGGACACUGUUUUCAGCAUUACUGCAGAACGUUAGUUCUACUGUACAUAUCUUCGCGACUUCGGCUUUGCUUAAUUAACAUACUUGUACAUAAUUGUGUUUUUAUUUUCUUGUGCGACAUAGCUUUAAGAACAUAAUUUUUUUUGACAAAUUCAGUGAAAGGGAAAUCUAUCAACUCAGUCUAGACCUAAACCUCAAGAAACACCCAAACCACAGGAACAAAACCACACUAUACCUCAUUACACACAGAAAUACCUGAAUCGCAGCGACGGCGUCAAACGGUAUUCGGCGAAUCCAAAUGUACGCCAGCGCUGUGUCACCAAUGCAAUAUCUUCUCACAGUUUCAAAGCUACCUCUGAUUUCUUCAACCAGCAAACCAGCUCGAAACGACACGCGCUGCUAUAGAGUUCUCAUUACAAAGCAGGGGAUGGCAGCGGGUGCCAACGCUGAAAACAAACCUUGUCGUAAGGGCAGGCAAACGCUCUGCAAAAUGUUUUUUGUGAGAGUCGGGCAGGUGAUAACUGAAUUCUGAGGUCUGUUUGUAGUCAUAUAUAGAACUAAUCAUGCAGCUAAGGGAAAAAAAAAAGUACUGUGUUUGUUCUAGUUAAUUCUCUUUUUUUCACAUUAGCAUAUAUCUGACAUUUGUAACUAGACACUCUGUCUCUGCAGCUGGGAUGUCUGUUUUACAUUUUUAACUUGAAUAUAUAUUUUGUACUGAUUACUCAAUGGUUUCUAAGGAUCAAGUGCUUGUAUGACACUAAAUGAUAUUGUUGCGAAUGGAUUUUUCUUUUCCUUCUGUUUUUUCCUCUCCACUAUUGCUCUGAAUUUAUAGUUUUAGGUCCUAUUUACUAUUCAGAUAUGUACCUCAAAAAAAAAAAAGGAUAAAAAUGGACUAAUAAUCAGCUGACAAAUACCUACCUCCAGUCUUGAAAACGGAACGAUUUUUUAUUUUUGAAAUUUUUUGCCUAGUUCUUUUUCGGUACAGAUGUACCGGAAAAAAAUUAAGGACUGCACAAGAUCCUGUUUUGCAAAGUUUUAAAUUAGAAUUUUGCUUCAUUUUAAUUCAGCUGGGGGAGAAGACGGCUACGGAAACAACUACACACACAGAUACAACAUCGUAUAAAAAACAAAAGAAACUUGAAACUUCUUUCAGGUUUGAAAAAAUAUGUUCGGGUUUUGUAUAUUGCAUAUAUGGAUAUGUUUUUGAAAAUUAGUAGAUAUUGAGAUAUACUUGAUUAGCUUUUUUUUUGUGUACUUUACACAAAUGUGAUUUUCCUUUUUUUUCUUCUUUUUUUUUCAGAUGUAUAUGUAAUGCUUAUGUAGUGAAAGAAUACACAUUUUCAGCCUGUCACCAUGAAAACCUUAAGAAAAGUUAGCAUGGUAAUCUCAACUGGGCCUGAGGUAGAGCCUCAGAGGAAGCUAAUGGAACUGUUGGCAUGCCCCUUGAACUUACGAUGGCAUGUAAUGACCGUCUUUAUAUGCGGCAGCUCGGCUUUUGCCACAAACCAACAUUGAACGUUGCUCAAACACUGUAAUGCUACUACCUAAAUGGUUACAGUUCUUGUAAAAGUGUCAGUUUUCGAAUCGGACCGCUUCUUUACUCUCCUACGAGUUCAACAGAUGAAACAGUUGCUUGCUUAAGUGGAUGGAUGGCGCGUUUGAGCUCGACCUCAGCGACCUUACCGCUUUUUGAGAGAUCUGCGUAUAAUGGCCGCUGAGGCGUACCGCUUUCAGCCCUCCUGAAACUUGGCAUUGUGUUCAUAUGCUUCUUAUGUUGGUUUGAAUGUGUAUCCACAGGAGCCACUGUUCAUGUGCUUUCAGCUCUGGGUGUCUUAAUGAAGAUGAAGUUGUAUUUUCAUGACAACAUGUUCUAGUACAAUCGAAUACACUUUUCUACCUCCAAGAGGGCCUCCUGUUACCUCAUUUUUCAAACUUACUAUCUGCUUAAAUUCAGGUGCCUGAGUCCAGAGAGAACGGCGUAAAGUUUAAAAUUUAUAUAUAUAUAUAAAUAAAUAUAUAUUCAUAGUUUAUUUUUGUGUGCUUCGGGGGAUUUUUUUUAUAAGACUGUACCUCUCUGCCUCUCAGUCACAAGUUAGGUAAGACUGGACAAUUUGACUCGUUUUUUUUUUUUUUUUUAAACGCUGUCUUACAUUUAUGCAAUGUUUUGUAGUUUCUGCAGCUGUGGAGAUGGAAAAGUAUCACUAGGUGGUUACUCUCAGCUUUCUUCACUUGAUAUAACUUGUUUUCUAACAAUUAUGGCUGUUUCACUUAGUAUUGCUGUUUGUGAUUUCACUUAAAAUUGCUUGCUUGUUUAAAAAAAAAAAAAAAAAAAAAAAAAAAAAAAAAGGAAAAA
Messenger RNA from Puntigrus tetrazona (Sumatra barb), 4699 nucleotides. It is a transcript of the gene hmga2, whose product is annotated as high mobility group AT-hook 2. The coding region runs from base 456 to 788 and encodes 110 amino acids. The record is from RefSeq and is a predicted model, not a curated record. Gene Ontology annotation, molecular function: DNA binding; transcription coregulator activity. Gene Ontology annotation, biological process: regulation of DNA-templated transcription. The transcript has 5 exons. Gene Ontology annotation, cellular component: chromatin; nucleus. Lineage: Eukaryota; Metazoa; Chordata; Actinopteri; Cypriniformes; Cyprinidae.